Messenger RNA from Drosophila teissieri, 6924 nucleotides. It is a transcript of the gene Neto, whose product is annotated as neuropilin and tolloid-like protein 2. The coding region runs from base 763 to 3210 and encodes 815 amino acids. The transcript has 16 exons. NCBI's taxonomy places the organism in Eukaryota, Metazoa, Arthropoda, Insecta, Diptera, Drosophilidae. The record is from RefSeq and is a predicted model, not a curated record. Gene Ontology annotation, molecular function: protein binding.
UCCGAAACAUAUUUCAAAUUUACAAGCGUAGACUGUUUCUAUUUCGGUUUUCCAUUUUCUUGAGUGCAGCAGGAAGGACGACAAAAAACACAUCAAAUGGCAGAGCUCGGCGGCAACAAUAAAAUCGCGGUGACAAUUCAAUUAAAAUAUUUCUGCAUAAAUUUUCAGCGCUUGCAAAAAUCCGCUUGAGUAGCCGCAAAAGCAUGAAAAGCCUGUGGGUGGCCAAAACGCCUGGGGGAGGGGGGUGGUGAAAAACCCCCCACCCACUGACAGCCAUCCCCCACUGAUUGAUGCGGUGCAAAGUUCACACAAAAUGGGCAUAAAGUGAAUCAGGCGGGGAAAACCCCGGGGGCGGGCGGAAGUGAGUGGCCAGCAAUUAACGCUCAAUUGGCAGCCAACCGCACCUGCAAAGGGCCAUCCUCGUGUGUUUUCCAACGGAAAUUGAAAGAAGAUUGCCUGAAAGUGACGAAAACGCUGGCAUUCAAGGUGAAAUUGUAAAAUUAUAGGUGCCCUCCUCUGCGCUUCUCAAAAGUCCUACUGAUAUGUGAUAUGUGGCAGCAAUCAAUGAUAUCAAUAUCAAUUUCGACCUACUGGAGGAAGUGCCUGAGCUAGCUAUUUUCCAGGAGCUACAACCAGCUGUCAGCUCUGACGUGGAAAGAGAAAGAGCUUGAGGAAAGGGAACCCUCUGAAGUGCAUGGCAUUCGGGAAAAUCUAAGGACUGGCUGGGAAAUUACAAAAAAAAAACAAAUAAAUAAAUGACGCAUGAUUAACAAACGCCGUGCUGUUCGUCGUCGGGAUUUUUGCGCUUCGACGGCCGGCAGUGAGUUAAUCGCCAAUCGCUCGGCGACAACUGGCGAAUCGCCGUUAAUGUUGGCGAAUUUCACCGCUGCCACGCCCCCCGCCCCACGAUUCAGCAGCCCCUUUCGGGAGCAGGAUGUGGCCGAGGGGGAGGAGGAGGAGGCGGAGGCGGCGGCUGCUGGUGGAGGGCAGGCCACUUGGCUGGAGGAGCAGCAUCCGCUGACCAUUUCGCGACCACCGCGAGCGGGACGCAGCGAGCGGCAGGCUGAGGAGGAGCAGGUGGACCGCUGUCGCCUCUUCGUCGAGGGCGAUCCCACCAAGAACGAGCUGUACAGCCCCGAGUACCCCAAUCUGUAUCCGAAGAACAUCAACUGCACCCGGGUGAUAACAGCGCCAAAGGGACAAAUCAUACGCCUGGACUUUCGCAACUCGUUUAAUAUCGAGGCCAAGGAGGGGUGCAAAUUUGAUUUUCUCGAAAUUCGGGAUGGCCAGUACGGCUUCUCCUCGCUGAUUGGCAAGUUUUGCGGCACCGACUUUCCGCCGGAGAUCACCUCCAAGGAGCGGUACUUGUGGCUGCACUUCCACUCCGACGAGACCAUCGAGUACACCGGCUUCAGUGCGGUGUAUGAGUACCUGGACAGGAGUCGGGAUGCGCCCAGCACCGAUCUCAAUUGCACCAUCGACAAGGGCGGCUUCGAGGGCUUCAUCAACUCCACGGAUGUGCCGGCCGAGAUCUGGGAGCAGGUCAACCACAACAAGAUCGCGCUGGACUGCAUCUGGCGCAUUCAGGUCAAGGAGAAUUGGAAGAUAUUCCUCAAGUUCCUGGACUUCAAGCUGAGCAAGCCGAACGAUUGUCAGACCAACUUCCUGGACAUAUUCCCGGAGCAGACGGUGAUGCCACUGAGGGUGAAGAACUUUUGCGGUUCAGCCGGCGAGAGCAUUACGGCGGAGUCAAACAUCCUGCACUUGCGCUUCUACGCAGAUCAGACCGCGAUUAACUCGACAUUCGGCAUUCUGUUCACGGCGUUCCGGGAACGUGGAGCUGCCUGCACCGAGGACGAGUACGAUUGCGAGGACGCGACCUGCAUAUCAAAGGAUUUGAAAUGUAAUAACCUAGACAAUUGCAAAUUUCGAUGGGACGAGGAGGGCUGCACGAGCGAGGCGGCCGGCCAAUCGGAGCAUGUGGUCAUCAUUGUGAUUGUGUUUGGCCUGAUACUCGGCGGAAUGGUCAUUACGUUCAUCGUCAAUUGCAUACGCAAGAUAAUACGUGAUCAGAAGAUAAUACGCGAGCACGUCCGCGAGUCGAAGGAGAGCAAGCUGGACGAGAUGGGCCGCAACUCCAAGGGUCGUUCGCGGGAGAACAUAUCCAGGCAAAAGCACUCGCAGACCUCGCUGCAGAUCCUGGACGAUGUGUCCAGCCGAUACUACCGCGAGGCGGUGCCACUGUCGACGCAGUCCAGCAAGGCGGACUUCAAGGAGAAGGAGCACAGCAUCCUGCGCCGCCACGCGGACAUGACCCAGACCAGUCUGUGCGGCGUUGGCGAGGAUGAUGGCGAAUCCUCAACGACGACCACCGCCACACACGAGAUGAUGACGAAGGCGGCCAUGUCGGCGGUGCCCUCCAAUGCCUGCGACAUGGGCUGUCAGACGCGGGAAUCGCUGUUUGUCAACAGUCCCGGAAUUGGACCGUCGGCGGGUGCGGGUGUUGGUGUUGCCGUUGGCAUUGGUAUUGCCGUCGCUCCCGGCGGCGGUGUUGCCACGCUAAUGAGACAAAAGUCCAGCUCCUCGUCGCUGGGCGGCAGUGGCGGCGGGGGGGGCGCUGGGGGCGGGGCCAUGAUGAUGCCGCCCCCGCCGCCGCGCUUCUUCUCCACCUUUGGCUAUGAGCCAUCGGGAUCGCCGGCGGUGGCAACGCUGACAAGGCGCAGCAUGCACCAGCAACAGCAGCAGCAACAUCCGCAGCAGCAGCAACAACAUCCGCAGAUGCUGCGCCAGGAGUCCAUGGAGAUGGAGGAGCGACACAGCGGCCGCUCGCACUACGGCGGCCUGCUGGUGACCUCGACGGCCAAGCAGCCGCAGGAGAUCUGUCACCAUCAUCACCAGCAUCAGCAGCAGCAGCAGCAGCAACAGCAGCAUCAUCAGCAGCAGCAGCAACAUGCACAGCAGCAACAGCAACAGCAGCAACAUGCACAGCAACAGCAGCAGCAGCGCAUGCACCAUGCACAUCCGCAUCCGCCGAGUAUUGCUGCACGUUUGCCCGCGAUGAAGGGGCAUGCAACAGCCAUGGGACAGACAACGAUCCUGCCCGGCGGCAACAAGCAGCAGCAUCAGCAUCAGCAGAAGAACGAGGAGUCCAAAGUGUUUAUCGACAUACGGAAUUCAGCGCCAGACGUGAUUAUCAUGACGUCCCAUUGACAUUUAAGGAUGGCCCGCCAAUCAGCAACAACAACAACAACAAUGGUAGAGAGCAGCAGCAGGAGGAGGAGCAGCAGGAGGAGGAGGAGCAGCAGCAACAACGGCGAAAAAAGGAUGCGUUGCAGCAAGUGGACAUCGGCCGACAUAUUAACCGCAGCCGCAGCGUCGCUGAUGACACAACAAGGACACAGCAGCGGAGGCGCCUUGCAAUCAGACAAGGGGGCGGUGGUGCUGCUGGUGGUUUUUCCCUACGCCCACCCACAGACACACACACACACUCACACACACACCCACACUCAGACACACCCAGCAGCGCCCACACAUCCGGUACGCAUACCACUGCACUCGUUGCGUUCUUAAAGCAAGGUGAACGCGUUCUUUUUUAAACUGCUGCAGUUGCAAGUUUUUCGCAACUUAUCAGUAACUUUGAAACUUUAUCAGUAACUAUUGUUUUUCAAAAAGUUUUCCAACUGACUAUAUGGUAUUUGGGAGCUGGCUUAUGAGCGCAGGAUGUACAUAUAUGCAGUUGCGUUUAAUUUAAUUAUGCUAUUUCAUAUUUUCAUACUCAACGGGUUACCUUUUGAAUUGUACAUAUUUAUUUCUAUUGUUGCCUUUUGUUAAAUAUUCAAACAUAUACCACAACGCAGCAACUGUGUAUAUAAAUGCAGGAAGCUUUUGAAGGAAGGAAGAUUUGCAGAAAGAUGGAGUUUAUUCGAAAUUUCCACACCAAAUGCAGCAUGCAGUAUAUAAAAAAAUGGUGUAACAGGCAAUUGAAGGGCCUUUAAGACGACUUAAGCCCACUAAUAGCGAAUAGCAAAUAGCAAAUAGCUAAUAGCUGGACAGCAACUGGGGCUGACUGGGCAAGACAAAUGGAAGAUGUGUCCGCUGGCCAGCCCCUUUGCAAUAGCCAUGUGGGUAAUAUGAGCAGCUAAAGGGGGGGAAAACUCGGAAAACUCAGCGAAAGAGAGAGGGAGAGGGGGAGGGAGAGAGAGAGCUGUUCCAGUUGUCGUAGCCGACGGACCGCAAUUGCUGGCGACAUUUGCCGGACAUUCUACGGCUGCGACAGCGGCAUUUUCAGCUGGAAAACAAUGCGAACGCAGGACACAGACACAGACACAGAUACGGAUGCGGAUGCGGAUGGGGAUACGGAUGCGGAUCCGGAUGCGAAUGCAGAUACAAAUACAUGGUAGUGGGAGUGAAAGUGGGCCGGACAGACACUAAGCAGACCGCUGACAACGUGGCGUAUGAGCAACAUGUUCCAGAACAUUGUUAUCGGACUCCAUGCUAGCAUUCUAGCAAACAUACACCUUUCCACAUUUUCACUUUUCCCGCAACCCGUUUGCAACCCGUUUGCAACCCUUUUGCAACCCGUUUUCAGCUUGCACAAAUACUCGACAGGAACUUCUUCAUUUACAUGCAUUGCGGACGUGGUCCAUUUCACGACGAUGUCGCGACCAGAGUCCAUCCAUCACGGGCACGUGCUCGUGGCUCCAUUUCGCUCUUGGAUCCUCCCACACUUGGGGUUGGGCAUUUGGGGUUCCUACUGGUUCUGGUUAUGGUACUGCUUCUGGCCCCUGCAACUGCCAACAAAUAGUUUUUUUAAUUGAAAUCAGAGCGGUCCACUGCGCUAGUUACAUAAAACUCAUUUCUCCCCUCUAUUCAUAAACCACAGCAGGUCCCCAUCCAUUUGAACUCGUUAAUUUAUAAUGACCAACGAAUUUAACCAGCUGGUUUUUUAGAGUCAGCUUGUGUCCUUGGCAACUCAGCCAUAUAUAGGGAUAUUCUUUAGUUUAAAUAUUGAAAACAGCCCAAAUUUAUAAUACAACGUGUAACAGCGAUCUUAAAGUUCAUCUAAAACUAUGUAAAACAUACGUUUAAAGCUGAAAGGCCAAAUAUUUUUCCAACCCAUGUUGACAUUCGUGCGGCACUCAAUGGGUUAACGAAGGACCUGGGUAAUCUUUUUAGUUCAUCUGCCAUCCAAGUCCCUUUCAAUUAGAUAAAUUAGCUGUGGCCACAGAUAUCUCCGCACCUGGAAAGCGGAAAAUGGAAAAUGGAAUCCGUCGGUCCGCAAUUAGCGUGGAAACCGUAAUGCGGUUAGUUUUUGGGGUUUUUGGUUUUCGGUUUCUGGUUUUUGGGUAUUCGGCUUGCAAGUUUCCAGUUGGCCAGGAGGAUCAUCCCCGCCGACCAUUUGAGUGGUGGCUCCGAUGGUGUAAAUAUUGUCGCAGCUGGCCAAAAAAGUGCUGGCUUCUGGCUGCUGGCUGAAUGGCUUCUGAAAAAAUAAAGAUGGCAAUGACAAUGAGGUGGCGGGGGUGUGGCAAAUCCAUUUGAUUGAUUGAAUUUAAAGAGCAGCGACAGCCACGCGGGAAAACGGAAAAGCGGGAAAGCGGCGGGGGAAAAUUACAAGACCGCUGUCUGAUAAUGAUAAUGACGCUGUUCAUGAUGAUGAAGAUAAUGAUGAUGGUGCAGUGCUGCACGAUUUUUAUGUGGCUCUGGGGAAAGCUCAAAUCAUUAGAGUGAUUAAAGGUCGAGCUGACUUGACAAGAGUUCCUUUGACUUGACUCUCGGACCCUCAUCAACUCCGAGCUCAGCUCUCAAAUCAGUCAUGCGAAAUUCUCGAGUUCUAAAUUCUGUCAAAAUGUAUUCAGGCAAUUUUAAUUUUUCGUUGAAAAUUUAUACUUGUAUUUUUUUUGGUUAGCUAUCUGGUAAAUUUGUUUCACACUUCUAUUAAGCACACUACGUAUUUGAAGCAUCUUGACCCUCAUCAUCUUGUGCCCAAAAUCAGCAGAGGAUAAAGCUUUCAGCAAUUUAUGCAAAAAUAUACCAAAAACCAAAAGUCAGCUAUGUUUUUUGUGAUACCAAUUCACACUGCUAACAUUUGUUUAAAUUUUCGACCAAAUCCAACACGUUUUUCAACACAACAUUUAUUUCUAAGACACGCAAAAACAAUUGCAAACGAUGUGUACAUUUAAGUUUAGGAAAUAUUCUACACCAUAUUUUGUUAGCACUUCCAAACUAAAACUAAAAACUAAAAACUAAUUCAGGACCCAAGGUUCCAGUUUAGAAAACACAUCAUCUUGCAAAAUACGUAUUUAAAGCCAAGGAUCUGUUUGUACAUAAAAGUAAGGAGAACAUUUACGUUUGUUUUUAGGCUUAAACAAUACCUACUUAUAAUUGUUAAAUGAAUUUUCUAUUAAUUUGUUGUAACCCCGAGAAGCGUAGUCAACUUUUUCUAGCUAAACUCUAAGAUGAAAUUUAGCGAUUUUACUAAAGAAAACCAAAACCAGCAUCAAGUAACUAUACUAAAGUAUAAAAAAACUAAAAGCUAAAAAAGUAAAUCGAUUACAAUGUGUACUAUAAGUCAGCUAUGCCUAGGAUUAAGUUAAAUGUAUAUUUUUUUUUUUAUAUAAAAACAUAUACAUAAAUACUGAAAGUAUCAAAAUUAACUACAGAGAAACGCAGCAUAACAAAAAAAAGAAUAUUUAAAACCUUGUCUUUUUUUUGUAUUCAAAAUGACUGCAAGCAUUGUAAUUGUAAAUUGUCGAGCGACAAAAAAUUGUAUACACAUACGAGCAUUCAAAUAAAUACCUAAAAAAAAUGCUUCAAAAUGUAUGGAUUAAAUGGAUAUGGCGAAAGAGAUAAGAGCGUAGAAUAGUGUGUGAGGAUUUGUGGAAUUGUGGAUUUGUGAGUAUCUGAAUGUGUGUAAAAUAAGCCCAA